UAAGUGGAAUCGCUCACACUUACAUGUAUCUUGAGAAGAAAAACUUACGUUCAUAGAGAAAGAAAGAGAGAAAAAGAAAUUAAAAGAAAUAACGAUGUAUAACUGUGCUAUUCGAAAGGAUAUUUGAUUUAGUCGUGAUAAUUUUCAUUGGUAAUAUACCAAAAAAAAAAAAAAAAAAAUGAAUUCCGAGAGAACUGUUAGUUCCUUGGCUUUAACUGGUAGAAUUUCCUGUCUGUGUACAUGGUGCUUGAAGAGAAGGAUGGUGUUCGGAUGUAAGAGGAGCCAAGUCAUAUCGUGGAUGUUCUGUUCGUUGUUUUUCUUUUCCCCCGCUGUCUAUGGAUUUAAUUUGGAUACCAAUACUCCAAUUUUUCAAAGAGGAAAUGCAGGGGAUAUGUUUGGAUAUUCUGUGGCACAACAUAUCGACCAAGGCCAAUCAUGGAUGCUAGUUGGAGCUCCCCGGGCCCAGACAGGACAGCCUGACAUAGUACGAGGAGGGGCUGUGUUUAGAUGUAGAAUAGACCCACACAAUCAAACUAAUAAUAUUCCAUCCUGGUGUCAAAUCAUUCCUUUUGACAACCGAGGGAAUGAGAGGCGGACAGAUCCAUUUGGCAUUAGCCAGCCGAUUGAGGACAAAAAUAACCAGUGGUUUGGUGCGACUGUAAUCAGUUCUGGGGAAAGUGGACAAAUAUUGGCAUGUGCCCCUAGAUAUGUAUAUCUGUCCACUCAGUUCAACAAGCGGGAACCUGUGGGUACGUGCUACCUGGCCCGGUCGGGCAGCACCACAUUUGAGGAAUACUCGCCUUGUAGAGGAAAGAAAUUUCAAGACCCUGAUGUCGAUUUGCUAAGAGAUACAGUGGACCAAUACCAUAAGUCCGGCUACUGUCAAGCUGGCUUCUCAGUAGCCAUGGCAGCUAAUGGCAGCCGAAUUUUGAUUGGUGCACCUGGUGCAUUUUACUGGCAAGGCCAGGUUUACAAUUACUGGUUGGACCUGAAUAACAACAAACUGUCAACAAGGGAGGAAGGAGCUUCAGAGGAUAAUAAAUACAGGGGGUACUCGUCAGCUGUUGGCCACUUUGAUAAUGACAACAUGGAAGAUUAUGUAGUUGGCAUUCCCAGGGCGGAGAAACUUUUAGGAGUAGUUCAACUUUACAAUCAGAAUUUGCAACCUAUAAAGAACAUUACCGGCAAACAGAUUGGAGCUUAUUUUGGUUAUGCAGUAGCAGUUGAAGACUUAAAUGGUGACAAGCUUGAUGACAUCAUCGUGGGUGCUCCUCUCCAUUCAGACAAGGAUUCCUCCUCUUACGACACGGGCAGAGUUUAUAUAUAUUAUCAGGAUGCUAGGGGCGGUUUUAAUUCAGAAGGAUCAGACUUAAGAAAAUUUCGACAAAAGAAAAAGGACAUCCUAGAGGGAUAUGAACCGAAGUCAAGGUUUGGGAGUGCUCUGACAGGACUAAGUGACAUCAACCGGGAUUCUUACAAUGAUUUAGCAGUUGGCGCACCUUACGGAGGAAUAGAGGGGCGGGGUGUGGUGUACAUCUAUGUUGGUUCGAUGGACGGAAUCAUUACGGAGGUUUCACAAAUCCUGCAUGGGCAAGCUCUCGGUUACUACCUCUCCACGUUCGGUUUCUCCCUCUCUGGGGGCUACGACCUGGACAAAAAUGGCUACCCAGAUUUAGUUGUUGGAGCUUAUGAAUCAGAUACAGCUGUUUUUGUGAAAUCCAGGCCAAUAGUCCGGGUGGCAGCCAGCUUACGUUUGGAUCCAGAUAUCAUUAAAUUAGAGGAAAGGAACAAAAACUGUCAUAUUGGGGAUGACACAUAUAAAAUCCAUGUCCCUUGUUUGAUUGUGCGGACCUGUGUGGAAUACAAUGGUGAAGGAGUCAGUAAUGAGCUAGAAUUUGACUUUUUCUGGACACUGGAUGCGAGGAAAAAUAUUUCCAAAAGGAUGUUUCAAUACCAGACUCAGCAGCCGGAGGUUUCAGAACUCAGCCUUAAACUGACAAAGCAGGAGGUCUUCUGUCACGACUUCAUAGUGUAUAUAUUGAACAACAUAAGAGACAAGUUAACUCCAAUAGAUGUCUCCUUCUCAUAUCGUCUGGUUAGUGAUGACGAAGUCACAGGUCGGAAGAAACGUCAGACGGCCCAAAGGACAAUACCUCCGAUUCUGGACAAAUACAUCCCAUCCACAGUCACUGUGGAGGGAAAAAUUAGCAAAAAUUGUGGAGAUGAUGAGCGUUGUAUUCCUGACCUAUCGGUCCUGGCUGAAAGAGUGGAACCGUUUGCCAAGCCUAUAGAAGUCGGAAGUUCUAAUGAAGAAAUCGAGAUUAGCAUUACAGUGAGAAAUUCUGGACCAAUGGCAGAGGACUCGUACGAGACAAUGCUUUAUGUGGAACUACCGGAGGGAAUGUUGUACAGUGGCAUUACCAAUACAAAUGCUGCAGUAGCUUUGACCUGCAAUUACAGGGCCAUCAACACAUCUCCGUUUGUUAUCUGCGACAUAGGAAAUCCAAUGCCAGCCCGAGCCAAGACUUAUUUCACUCUGCUGGUAACUCCUAACAAUACAGAUGGAUUGACGGACAAGCUAGCAUUCAAAUUCAAUGUCAACAGUUCAAACCCAGAGAACAACACAGAUAUGUGGGACAAUGUGUAUACGAUGCACAUAGAGGUCAGGCAGCGUGCGUUUCUGGAGAUUUCUGCAAAUUUAGCUGUUUCAACUGAGCAGGUUAUCUACAACGCCACUGGUGUGAAUUUGUACAAAGGCACAGGAUUUGGUCCAGAAAUCAUUCACGAGUACAGGGUGAGAAAUCUUGGACCAACACCAGUAAAGAGUAGUCUAGUCAACAUUUACUGGCCGAGCUACGACGACCAGGGGAAUCAUCUUCUUAAAAUAGACGAAGGGCCGCAUGUGCUGUAUCCCAAUGGGGGUUUCUGUGAAAAACAGCUCCUGUCUCCGGAGAAUUCCACGGAUUUCACAUACCGAGAGGGCAACAGCAAAAUAAACGUUCAGCUGCAGACUAAGACUAGAAGACAUACCCGACAGAAACGGGAUACGUCCAACGUUAAAAACGUGGUCUGCAACAACCAGUACUGUACAUUUAUCAAAUGUUUCUUGGGUCCAAUGCCUGGCCGAAUGGUGGAUUCUAGAGACGCGGCUGUCAUACAAAUCAAGGCUCACAUUUGGACCAACACUCUUGUUUUACGAGGUCUCACAGUAGAUCCAUUCAAUCUGAAAUCACAAGCCCUCGCACAAGUCCAAACCAUGCCCUUUAAUAUUCCAGUGGAUCACAACAACGAAACAUUCAUGGUGUCAGAGGCAGAGGUUUCCACAUAUGUCAAUGCGGAGAAGUUGGCACCCAGAAAGAAAACUGUGGAGAUCUGGAAGAUAGCAGUUGCCAUUGUGGGGGGUCUGUUGUUACUGCUGAUAAUAAUCAUCGUCCUUUGGGUGUGUGGAUUUUUCCGAAGAAAGCGACCCAAUGGCGAACCAUCUUAUUCCAAACCGUUAAUGAAGAAUGGACAACAGCCUAAAUCAGACCUCGCUGCCCGGCCUUAUGAGUGACAAGAGUUAUUUCCAAACGAUGAAUGUGGAAAAUUAUAAAAUAAUGUCCUAUCAAGCAUUCCAUUAAACAGCAUGAGUUGAAAGUCAAUAAUAUCAACAGGCACCAAUCAGUACAUACACUUCUCUCCGUGUCAACCAGGGGAUGUGUGAAGAGGGUCAGCAUUAUUGUGAUUAUGUUUGCCAUGGAAAUACCACUGAUGGUUUCCAUGGAAAGUGACAGUAUCAUACAUUUCUAAAAAUAUUUAAUAUAUGAAAGAGAAUGAGAAGGAAUUCUUGUAUUAUAGAUACUUUCCAUUGACUCGGAGUGUGCAUGUUGAUACUUUUUGAGGUUAUGUAAUAGACAAAAGUUUAUGCCACUCGUGUUAUUCAUGAAGGACAAUCUUGGGUGAUAUUUUUUUGUAUGUUAACCAUAUAAACUAUUGUUUAUAGUUUUGUACUAAAAAGGAAGUUCUAAUAGGUACCCUGUGCAUCUCAUCAGUAUCAAAAGGAAAAAUUUCAUCAAUAUCGAAAGAAAAUAGUUGGUGGAUAAACUCCCAUCUGUUUUCUUGGGUCCAACUCCUUGCAGUGCCUAUCAAUUUUUCUCUUGUCAAUUCUGAAUUUUUUUAUUCUCAUCAGUCAACCUUUUAUUAGCUAAGGUGAAGAUGGGGUGUUAAAAAUAUACUCAAAAAUAUCAUUUGAAAUGGAAAAAGACAUUGUUUUAAUAAUUAGUUUACAAUUGUGAUACAAAUGUACAAGUACAGUUAAACUUUCAUAUCUUGAACAUUAAUAUCUCGAAUAUCAUGGAUAUAUCGAAGUGAGCUAGAAUUCCCAACUACAUUUUCUUUAUGUAUUUUAAGAUCAGUAUCUCAAACCCUAGGAUAUCUAACCCUAGGAUAUCUAGAAGCUCUUUCUCAGCACCACUGAGUUUGAAAUAAUGGGGUUUGACUGUAAUACUUUAUUUGAUGUAGACAAGCCUGAAGGUAUUGGCAUGUAAAGAGAUAACUGGAGAGUGUCCUUAAAAAUUAUAUGCAUUGUAUAAAACAAAACUUACCAAAAUAACAAUGGCUAUUUAGUCAGAUAUUUUCAUAGUCCCAAGUGCACUUUUCUCAAUGGCAUUAUACUUUGUCUACUCAGUCAUAUUUAUAGUUAAUUAUGUAUGGUAUUUUGGUAUUUAUAUACAGGUAACAUGAAAAUACGUUUUUAUGUUGGUUAAAUAUAGAUUUUGUAACAUUUACACACUAUGUUCACUUAUUGUGGAAGAAUUACAAACUUCAGUAAAUACGAAUUUACUUUUCUCCUGCAAAAUGUCUAUGUGUUAAAUGACAAGAAAAAAAAAAAAUAACUGUAAAGUUUAAAAUCAGUUCCUAGACAUUUUAUGAUUUCGUGGUACCUUUCUGUCGAAUUCUGUAAUAGUAUAUACAUGUGUGUUAUUAAUAGAAAGGGUACCUCUAUUCCAUUUUUAUUUAUUGGGAGUUGAUUGCGUCUACGGACACUACACUUGUGUAUAUAUUCAUUUUGUAUAGUAUAAACACAUUUAUAUUGCAUCUCUCUCUAGUGUUGAUAAUGGUCUGUAAAAUAAACUGAAGGUACUAAUAUUGUCACUAUAUAGCUGUUUAUCAUACAGUCACAUACUAGUUGUACGGACUGGUACUAGUCAGUAAAAUGUUGAUUGUAGUUCAUUUUAGAAUGAAUUUUAUGUUAACAGUUAAUACACUACUUAACGAAAAAAAGAUUAAUUUAUGUUCUUGCAUCAUAUGAAAGUACUGUGUUGAUUAGUUAUUUUCUAAGUAUAAGUUAGAGUAUAUUAAGUGAAAUCUUAAUGGAUAAGAAGGGGCGGAGCGAACGUUAGUGAGCGAGCCCCUUCUUAUCCAAUAAGAUUUCACUUAAUAUACUCUAACUGGCUUAGAAUGUAACCUAGUUUUUCAUUGGCUGGGAACAUUUACAAUGUCAUAAAAUUUAUUUUCAAAUAGCCAAUCACAGUCAGUCACGUGAUAUCUCUCUGUUGGGAAUUCUUAAUGAAUAAGUGAGCCACUUAAUGAACAACUUCUUGAAAUCUGAUUGGUCGACAAACUAGGUUAUAUUCUAAAUUAUGUUGUAUCUGCAGUUUGCGUGUUUCAUUUAUACUAAAUUUAGUAAUGUUACUAAUUUUAGCGAUGAGAUCAGUAAAAUAGGUAACAUUCCAAUGCAAUAUCGAGAUUGAGGAAAAUGACUAUGUUAUUAUGAAAAAACAGAAAUCAGGGCAAGAAAUUCAAGAAUGUUAUUUUCUUCAUUAUACACAGUUAUACUCAGAGCAGGACUGAAUGUACAUGGAUUAUUAGUUCAGGUUACAAUAUAUUAAUUAGCUAAUAUGGGCUUGAAGAAUAUUUGGCUGAUUUUUUUUCCAAAAAUAGUGGUUUGAAAGGUUGGCGUUUUAUUUUUUGGAGUAUUUUCAUUUUUAACAGUUAGAUUUACAUGAUUGAAAAUUCAGGCAUUUAAAGUUUUUUUUUGGCAAAUCAUCUUCAUCUGCCAGGGAAAGUCCACAUUUCCGACCCUCUGGAAUGACCAGAUGUAUGGUACAUAAUGUUCUGAGACAUUUUGCCCAUUUUCUGUUCUGUCAUGUUGCCAUACUGUGUUUAUAAGACAUAAUUGUCUGUGAUGUUCUAUGCAGUGAUUUUUUUUCAUUGUGUCUGUGUUUUUUGUAUAAGAGAUGAUUACACAAAUGAUGUGAUUUGAUAGUUCCGUCUGUGUAAGAGAGGUGUGUGAGAAAUCGUGACAGCGUUUUGCUGCUAACGUUAAUGAAGAGAGAAAUAAGAUAUAUUCAGAGGUACGUGUGAAUUUUUAACUGAUCGAUGACUGCAAUAUUUCCUCCCUGGCAACUACAAGUUUGAGCUUUGCUUAUGUGCAUGCAUGAAAGAUAUUGCAAUAUGUAUUUGAAAUGAAUGCAUGUAUAACAUAGAGAAAAUUUUACACGAUGUACAUUGCUUUCCAUUAGUAUUUUGAAGGUUUGAACAAAAUAACCAUGCUUCCAUUUAAUGUGAACUGAGAUUUGCAGUAAAACAGACUUGUGUUUUGAGAGAGAGAGAGAGAAAGAGAGAGAGAGAAGGUUGAAUGAAUCUAGCAUUUUAUUAUAGUAAUUUAUUUGAUACUUUGUGUCAUUUUUGUUGACAAUUAUUCACCAUAUUCGAUAUUGUGCAAUUAUAUAUAUUGACAUACAUGUAUUUGUUCAGUAAAUAUUGUUUCUUAA
Molecule: messenger RNA, 6755 nt
Organism: Ostrea edulis (European flat oyster)
Lineage: Eukaryota; Metazoa; Mollusca; Bivalvia; Ostreida; Ostreidae
Product: integrin alpha-8-like
Exons: 33
Coding region: 179-3553 (1124 amino acids)
Biological process (GO): integrin-mediated signaling pathway; cell adhesion mediated by integrin; cell-matrix adhesion
Cellular component (GO): integrin complex; external side of plasma membrane
Molecular function (GO): integrin binding
Source: RefSeq, a predicted model, not a curated record